This is a messenger RNA of Manis javanica (Malayan pangolin), 2818 nucleotides long. The record is from RefSeq and is a predicted model, not a curated record. Lineage: Eukaryota; Metazoa; Chordata; Mammalia; Pholidota; Manidae.
AUGCGGAACGACGAGGAGCCUGGUAUGCCUCAUGAAUCUGCAGAGGAUUUGUUUCAUUUCAACAUUGGGGGCUGGCAUUUCUCAGUUCCCAGAAGCAAACUUGCUCAGUUCCCAGACUCCCUGCUGUGGAAAGAGGCUUCAGCCUUGAACUCUUCAGAAAGCCAGAGCCUGUUCAUUGACAGAGAUGGUUCCAUCUUUAGGCAUGUGCACUAUUACCUCUAUACUUCCGAACUCUCCUUCUCCAGUUGUACAGAACUAAACUUGCUCUAUGAACAAGCACUGGGUUUGCAGCUGACGCCUUUACUGCAGACUCUGGAUAAUCUGAAGAAAGGGAAACACCACCUACGUGUGCGGCCUGCAGACAUACCUGUUGCUGAGAGAGCAUCUUUGAACUACUGGCGAACGUGGAAGUGUAUCAGCAAACCCUCAGAAUUUCCUAUAAAAAGCCCAGCCUUCACAGCUCUACAUGGUAAGGCACCUUUGGGGCUCAUGGACACACCACUGUUAGACACAGAAGAGGAAGUGCAUUACUGCUUCCUGCCCCUAGACCUAGUGUCCAAGUAUCCAAGCCUGGUAACUGAAGACAAUCUGCUGUGGCUGGCUGAGACUGUGGCCCUGAUUGAGUGCGAGUGCAGCGAAUUCCGCUUCAUUGUGAAUUUUCUCCGCUCACAGAAGAUUUUACUACCAGAUAACUUCUCCAACAUAGAUGUAUUAGAAGCACAAGUGGAAAUUCUGGAAAUCCCUGAGCUCACUGAAGCUGUAAGGUUGUCCUGGAUGAACAUGGGUGGCUAUUCCCAGGCUUCCUGUCCUCCCCAGAGUCCUGGGAAGGGGGGCCACACAGCAGGCCUGAAGUCCAUGAAGCCACUAUACAUGAUGGCCCUGGGUCUGCUCAUCAAGUACCCAGACUCAGCGCUGGGACAGCUCCACAUUGAGAGCACACUGGACGGAAGCAGACUGUACAUCACAGGGAACGGGGUCCUCUUUCAACACAUCAAGAACUGGCUGGGGACUUGCUGGCUGCCCCUGACUGAGACCAUUUCCGAGGUAUAUGAGCUCUGUGCCUUCCUGGACAAGAGGGACAUCACCUAUGAGCCAAUGAAAGUGGCUCUGAAGACUCAUCUGGAGCUGAAGACUCUGGCACCCACAGAUGUGCUCAAUGAGGAGUGGACAGCAGAAGUCACUGUGUAUUCCCUCCAACAGAUUGUCAAAGUCUAUGUUGGAAGCCACUGGUAUGCAACCACCCUGCAGACCCUGCUGAAGUAUCCGGAGCUGCUGGCCAACCCUCAGAGAGUGUACUGGGUCACAUACGGACAGGCCCUGAUGAUCCACGGGGAUGGCCAAAUGUUCAGACACAUUCUCAACUUCCUGAGACUUGGAAAACUCUUUUUACCGUCUGAAUUUCAGGAAUGGCCCCUCUUCUGCCAAGAGGUAGAGGAAUACGACAUCCCGUCCCUCUCAGAAGCCCUUGCCCAAUGUGAGGCAUACAAGUCAUGGAUACAGGAGAAAGAAUCUGAAAAUGAAGAAGCUUUUCCUAUCAGGAGGCUGCAUGUGGUGACAGAAGGUCCAGGGUCACUGGAGGAAUUCAGUAGAGACACCAAAGAAACCACAGCCUGCAUGCCGGUGGACCUCCAAGACUGCAGUGAUAGGACUCCGUGGAACAAGGCCAAGGGAACCCUGGCUAGGUCCAGCCAGAUGGAGGAGGCUAAGCAGUACUCUCAGACCAUCCAGGUGUCCCUGUGCCGAGGUGCCAAGAGGGAGUAUCCCAGCACAUACUUCCAGUAUCCUGGCCUUUGUGCCAACUCCAGAUACUGGGGACCCCACCCUGAGAGUCUCCCGAAGAAGUGUACCACAGUCGACCUCACACAGAAAUCUGAACCCAAAGACCCUCCUAUCACCCCCAUGCAAAAACUCAUCUCCCUGGUGAAGGAGUGGGACAUGGUCAAUUGCAAGGAGUGGGAAUUCCAGACACUGCCAGCCCCCUGGAGCAGCUCCUUGGAGGAAGCUGUCCUGCAGCUCCCCUCAAGAAGUGAGGCUGCUUCCCAGCUCAGCGCCUCAGCUUUCUGGAAAGGCUAUUCCACAGCCUCCAAGAAGGAACCAGGUCCACAAGCAGGGGCUGGGGCUGGAGCUAGAGCCAAAGAUAAGGGGCCAGAGCCAACCUCUAAGCCAUACUUCCCCACGAAAAGAGCCGUCACCCUGAAGGUCUUGGGGAAGCAGAGGCCAAAGGAGAAAGAAAGCCCUGCCCGUGAGAAGCCUCUUCCUGAAGCCAGUGAGGUGGACAAUACAGGAGUCAUCCUCAAAGUGACCCACCCCCCUGUGGUGGGCAGCGAUGGCUCCUGCAUGUUCUUUGAGGACAGCAUCAUCUACACUACACAGAUGGAUAACCUCAAGCAUAUGCCGCCCACAGCCAGCCUCCAGCCCCAAGAGGUGACUUUCCUCAGUUUCUCUCUGUCCUGGGAAGAGAUGUUUUAUGCACAGAAAUGUCACAGUUUCCUGACUGACAUCAUCCUGGAUUCCAUCAGGCAGAAGGACCCCAAAGCCAUGACUGCCAAGGUGGUCUCCCUGGCCAACCAGCUGUGGACCUUCCACAUCAGCCCCAAGCAGUUUGUGGUGGAUUUGCUGGCCAUCACCGGCUUCAAGAAUGACCAGCAUACCCAGGAAUGCCUGUACAACUGGGUGGAGUUCACACUGCCUUUCGCCAGGAAAUAUGGCCGCUGCAUGGACCUGCUCAUCCAGAGAGGCCUGUCUAGAUCUGUCUCUUACUCCGUCCUGGGCAAGUACUUACAAGAGGGCUAGGGAGCCCAGAGACGCUGCCCCUACA